AUGGCCGAUGUGGCCGGCUUGGUCAUUGGCGCAAUUGCUCUUGCCUCACUCUUCUCCACCUGUAUCGAUCUAUUCGACCGCUUUGAAUUGGGCAGGAACUAUGAUUCAGAUUACCAAUUGGCAUGCACAAAGUUGUGCCUGCUGAGGGCAAGACUUUCAUCAUGGGGACUCGCUCUGAACGUUGGGACGCCCGGCCACGAGCAUCCCAAACUUCGUCGGCAAUGGACAGAAGAAGAGGAAGUGAUCGGACGCAGUCUCUUGAGCAUCAGGGAGAUCUUUGGGAACGCGACAAUAAUGUAUGAGAAAUACAAACUGACGCCUGCACGUUCGCGUGCAUUCAGGUCUGUCGUCGCCUAUCGGACAAACAAGCAGAGUGUGGAACCUGACCAGACUCUCACGCGGCGGACGUCGACCUCAUCGACCUCAUCGACCUCAUCGUGGACUUUGUUACGGAAACGAACCGUCUGGGCCGUCCACGACAAGCAAAAAUUUGAUAACUUCAUUCAGGAUCUGUCGUUUCUCAUUGAAAACUUAGAGAAGGUUGGUGAACGGUUAGGAAUGCCAGAGCUUCCUUGCAAAAACAUGCCAGCGACACCCCCUCCGAGUCCUCCCACCAAGAGGACCAUAGAUCCAGCACACAACCCUGAGUCAGAAUCCCACCGUCUUGUACCAGGAUCAUACCAUAUUGGCCCUUCUGGCCACCAAUUCAUCCCUACAACAUUCAUUCCGCAGGUCCAGCUGUCCACGCCGGGCCUGCUACCCAACCCUUCACAGCUGGCCGAACUUGCGCGCAGCAUGCAAGGCGACGUGAGAUACAUGAAUCAGGACAUAGAGGGUGUGGAGUUUAUGGGAAGCAUUGGCCAGGACGCUCCGAAAGGACAGGAUAUAUAUGUGGCAGCACACAGAAUUCGCCAGAGCGGGUUUGUUAUUCAAGGUAGGAUCGGGGAGAGCUUCGCGUUGAAACUGCACAAGCAGCAGUGCGAACAUGAGCAGGCGAUGAAAGAAGCAUCUCAACACUAUCCCUCCCGUCAGAACACAUUCGGGAGUGUCAACACGAUCAGUACAGAGGCGAGUUCUACUUCACAGCGACGAGACUGA
Molecule: messenger RNA, 1098 nt
Organism: Exophiala bonariae
Lineage: Eukaryota; Fungi; Ascomycota; Eurotiomycetes; Chaetothyriales; Herpotrichiellaceae
Exons: 1
Coding region: 1-1098 (365 amino acids)
Source: RefSeq, a predicted model, not a curated record